Messenger RNA from Grosmannia clavigera kw1407, 1113 nucleotides. RefSeq names its product short chain dehydrogenase reductase. The coding region runs from base 1 to 1113 and encodes 370 amino acids. The record is from RefSeq and is a predicted model, not a curated record. NCBI's taxonomy places the organism in Eukaryota, Fungi, Ascomycota, Sordariomycetes, Ophiostomatales, Ophiostomataceae. Gene Ontology annotation, biological process: secondary metabolic process. The transcript has a single exon.
AUGGUCGCGCUAUCUGUCGUCGAGGCCGCCAACCAGGAUCUCGCCCGCAACGGCUCCCGGCCGUAUGUUGCCGUCUUCACAGGUGGAACUGCCGGCAUAGGUGCGUACGCUGUGGUGGGUAUUGCCACCGUCUUCGGCAAGGCCAAAACCACGCGCGGUCUGCGAGUGUACAUUGUUGGCCGGUCCCAAACGGCCGCCGAGACGCUGAGUGCCGACUGCCGUACCGCUUACGCCAACGGACAGUAUGAGUUCGUAAAGGCGGCAGAUCUGAGCCUGCUGGCAGACGUGGAUCACGUAUGUGAGACCAUCACGGCGGCUGAAAGCGCUGUUUCACGAAAGGAGGGUCACGCGCCACGCAUCGACUUGCUGGUGGCCACACAGGGCGUUUUGUCACUCAGCCAGCAUCAAACGGCCGAGGGCAUCGACUUUGCGUCUUCACUCUUCUACUACGGCCGCAUGCGCGUCGUCGACCAGUUGCUGCCGCUUCUGUUGUCAGUGCAGGAAGACGAUGUGGUUAAUGACACGGACGACAAUCCUCCGGGCCACGUCGUGUCUGUCUUCAACCCCAAGCUGGAGGGCGCCAUCGUCGAGUCGGACCUCAGUCUCCGGAAGCCAGAGAACCAGGGAAUUCUAGUGCGGGGUGGCCAGAACGCCUCCUUCACCACCUUUUACAUGGAGGCACUCGUCUCCCGCUAUCCUGGCCGCAUCGCCCUCGCGCACUACUACCCCGGGUAUGUGGUGACGGACCUGGCCAACAAGAGCCCGCUGCCGCGAUGGGUCAAGAUACUGUGGCGCCUGGUCGCGCCGCUGCUCAGCUUCUUCUCCGUGCCGCAAGCCGAGUGCGGCCAGCGCGUGCUGUUCAUGGCCUCGUCAGCGUACUACCCCCCCAGAGGCACCGGCAGCGACAGUGAUAGCAAGAUCCGCCUGAAGACGGCCGUGGCCGGUGCCGACGGCACCAUUGCCAGCGGUGCGUACCGCCUCAAUUGGAACGGCGAAGCAAUCGCGCGGAACAAGCAGGCUGUUUCGUAUAGGGCCAAGGGCAUGGCUGAGACCGUCUAUUCAUACACUCAGGAGGAAUUUGCAUUGGUUGUGGGGGAGACAGGCAAUAGCUGA